AUGUCGAGCCGUGCCUCGCCGUCAUCUGCCCCAGCGGCCGCAUCGACCCUGGCCUCCGGCGCAUCGUCACGCCUGUCCUCGCCCGCCAAGUCGGCGACAGCACCCUCGGCGACGCUCCCAGACGACGAUACCGUGCAGAUCGCCUUUCUGCGUUCCAUCUCGCUCCACCGACCCAUUGGCCCGCACCGCCACUUCAAUAUCCUCCCCGUGCUGCACCACACCCAGCGCGCCCUCGACCGCAAGCACGCAAAGCUCCAGUCCCGCCUCAAGCAGCUCAUCUCGGGAUCCUCGCCGGCCGCCACAUCCUCGGGCGCUCCCGACGGGCCCGGCGGCAGUGGCGGCGGCAGCAGGGCCAAUAGCAGCGGGAGGCGCAAGUCGUCGCGCAGCCGCUCCGUCAGCGUCACCAGCACCAAUGCCGACGGCGACCGCACCGACGACGACCACGAGCGCGACGAGAGGGAGCGCCAGGAGCACAUCGCCCUCGUACAGGCCGAGAUCGACAACCUCGCCAUCCGCAACGUCGACACCCGCAUGCUCUGGAACUCGCUCGCCGAGCUCUUUGACCAGGAGGCCCUCGACGAGCUCGAGGAGAGCGCCAUCUUUGAGACGUCAAACGGCGACGGCAGCACGAGCAGCGGCAGCGUCAAUGACUCGAACAGCGAGGACCCGGCAUCGUCCGAGCCACCCACGCCCUCGAAGCGCAAGCGCGGCGGGGGGCGCGCCCAGCACGCGCACGCCCGUGGCGCCACCAGGUCGAGGCCGCCCGAGGUCGAGGAGCGCUACGUCUACCAGCGGCCGGGCGCGCCCGACUACGAGGCGGCGCGGCGCAAGGACGCCAAGUCGAGCAGCUCCUCGUUCUACCCCUGGUCGUUUGGCCAGGAGCCAGACGGUACAAAGGACGGCAUGGCAAGGCGCGACUUUGACCUGAUGCCGUGGCACGAGUUCGAGCCGCUCAUCGCGCCGCGCCGCAAGGCAGCCAGCCUAGAAGAGGAAGGGCCCGGCGGCGUGCUCAAGGCCAAGCUGCCCGCCGAGACCAAACGGGGCAGGGGCGGCUCGGCGGCCAAGGUCGUGGACACGGCGUCGGACGAGGAGGAGCUGUCCGAGGUCGAGUCGGUCUCGGCCAAGCAGUCGGCCAAGGCGCGAUCGAAACGCGGCGGCAGCAAGCGCCGGCGCCAGCGCGACGAGAGCUCCGACGAUGAGGGCGACGAGGAGGCCGAGGAGGAGGAGGAGGAGGACCGCGAGGAGGAGGCAGAGGACGAAGAGGAAGGCGCUUCGUCCGGUAGGGAAGGCGAGGACGCAGAGUCCGGCUCUGGCGAGGACGACGAGGCGGAAGAGGAAGACGACGAGGCCACCACUCGCAAGGGGCGCGGCGGAGGGCGUCGCGGGUCCAAGGCGGCUCCGGCCAAGAUCACCAAGGCGACUAGGGGCGCCAAGGCCGGGGCCGGCAGGCGCUCCUCGGUCGCCGCUGCGUCCGGACGUGGCCGCUCCAGCCGUCGCAAGCGGGCCGAGGAGGAUGAUGAGGAGGAGGAGGAAGAGGAAGAGGAGAAGGACGACGAGGAGGGUGGCGAGGAUGAGGAGCAGGACGAAGAGGAGGACGACGAGGACGAGGCCGAGGAGGAAGGGGAUGAGGACAAGGACGAGGACGAGCAGGAAGCGUCGACGACAACAGGCCGACGGGGCAAGAGGGCGAGCAAGGCCGCCAACCCACGCAAGCGCUCGUCGGCCGCCGUGACAGAGGACGACGAGGAUGCGGGCGAGAGGCCGUCGGUGCGCAGGCGGAGCAGCCGGCGUGCCUCUACGACGCAGCUGCGCGAGGAGGAGGAGGAAGAGGAGGAGCAGGGGGGCGAGGGCGGACAGGCGGCGGAGCAAGACGAGGAGAUGGAGGAUGCGAAAGAGGAGCAGAGCGGCGGUGGGUCUGAGGAGGAGGAGGAGCGAAGGUCGCAGCAGGGCGGGGACGACGAGGUCGAAGAGGGCGGUGGAGAUGACGGCGAUGACGACGACGAGGAGGUGGAAGAGGAGGAAGAAGAAGAGGAGGGAGGGCCGCGAAGAGCGGGUGCAUCGUCGCGCGGCGGUGGCGGGGUGGCAGCGAGGAGCAGCGCCGCGGCCACCUCGACGCCGGCCAAGCAGACGCGAUCCAAGGCCACACCGUCAUCGACGUCGCGCACCAAGGCCACGCCCUCUUCCUCGUCGUCCUCAUCGACGGCGGCGGCGGCGAGCACGACGCUGGCCAAAGACGCAGCGGCGUCCGGGUCCGGUACGCCGUCGAGGCCCGCGGCGGCUACGCGAUCCUCGACGCGCAACGUGGCGUCCGAGUCGAGGAGUACCCGCCGCACGCGGCGUUGA
Molecule: messenger RNA, 2343 nt
Organism: Pseudozyma flocculosa PF-1
Lineage: Eukaryota; Fungi; Basidiomycota; Ustilaginomycetes; Ustilaginales; Ustilaginaceae
Exons: 3
Coding region: 1-2343 (780 amino acids)
Biological process (GO): regulation of transcription by RNA polymerase II
Cellular component (GO): nucleus; NuA4 histone acetyltransferase complex
Source: RefSeq, a predicted model, not a curated record